AUGCGUAUCUUGUCCAGCGUAACGAACGAAGAAACAUCCGAGCUGUGUCAUAAGCACAGCUUCCAGAAGAGCGUGCACGACAGCAAAUUGCAGGACUUGGUGCUACACUUGCCAGUAAUGUUCCGUAUAAAGCCUGGUACUGGUUCGGCAUUGAAAACUCGAACAAGCGCCUGUCAAAGCGCGUCUCGAUUGCCGACACACAUCGAAUGCAAGUCUCAGUUGCAUUCGGGUCGGACGUCUGCACUCGCGCCUAUCGUGACGCACCCACUCGAUGUGGUCCACACACGGUCUCAGCUCGCUCGGUCUGGGGAAAACAGACGUGGCUCCAGUCCAAUCGUUCACGCAGCUGUUUCGAAAGGUUGUGGGUGCUCGAAGGUGGUCAGGGAAUGGCCGCUGGACUCGUCCCACCCACGCGUCGUGAGAGUGGCACCUGCUGGCGCCAUCGUGAUCUCCACGUUCAGAGCAGCCAAGUCACUCGCGAUCAGCAGUGACUAA
This is a messenger RNA of Peronospora matthiolae, 495 nucleotides long. The record is from the annotation of a GenBank genome assembly. NCBI's taxonomy places the organism in Eukaryota, Oomycota, Peronosporomycetes, Peronosporales, Peronosporaceae.